CCAUUCGAGCAAACCCUGCUCGAAAAGCCCUCGAAAGCUCUCCCACGCUUGGUGGAGCUUUUCGCCGGCUCCGAUACAGCAUCCCCACGGUGCUGGAGAACGAACGAAUGGAGGCGAAAGCCGAAAGAGCCGUUCGGAUACGCAGCAUCAGCUACAGCAGGCUCGUCCUUGCCAAGUCAGUCGUGCAGCAGGAUACGCGUGUGAAGCACACACAACACACACCGAGUGCCUGUCCAGUGGGUUUUUGUUGGACGCGGUUCAGUCCGGUCCGGUUAAGGUUUGCGCGCGCGUGUGCCGAAUAUUCUUGACGCGAGUGUGUGUGUGCGUGUGUGCUUGUGUGUGCGAUACUUCUCGAUCUAAGUGUAGGCUAGUGGGCCAGUGAGUCAGUGAGGCCACCAGCAGUGAAGAUCAAAGCCAGCUUGAAAGUGAAACGGAUUGCCCAACGGCUAAUAGUGUUGGUCCGGUGUUUGCAGCUUUAAACCAAAUUAACAAGUGAUUCUUAAAAGCUAGUAAUUAAAUCCUCUCCCUUGAGAAGAGGGACGCUUUUGUGUCGUAUCGUCACCAGUCCGAAAGUUCACGUAAUUCCCCCAGGUGGAAAGUGAUGGGAAAUUUAAAUGUCUGCUGAUCGAACCAGCUGCUGCUGCUGCUGCUCUCCGGGGACCAUCUUUCAAACCUCAUUUGCCCAACCUGAGGAGGAAAUUACGACACAGAAUUGGGAGAACUAAAGAGGCAGUCUUUUUCAGGGGAGUUCGUUUGCAUUACGGCUAGCCCUAAUUUUCGCGUCGUCGUCGUCGACGCGUCGUGGCGAAUGUUUUGAAUUCAAUUACAAAAACGGCUUAUUAGAAAAUUGCGCGCGUGAGUGAUUUCUGUGUGUGCUGUGUGUGUGUGUUUUGUGUGUACGUGUUUGUUUAUAAGUGUGUGUUUGUAUGUGUGUAAAUGGUGUGUAUAUGUGUGAUCUUAAAUCUUAAAAUUGUGAAGUGAGCCUAUGCGAGGCUUUCCAGUUCCGUCUGCACGGUGUAAAGUGCGUUGUGACGGCGUGGUUUUGUGUCGUUGUGCUCGUGGCUCUAGCGCUAUCAACUAGCCUAAUAUCUUCUGAUCUGCUCAGUUUCAACCAUCCCAACGCUGCUUUACGCUGUAGUUUUCGCUAACGCUUUGCGCUUUUUCCGUCAAUUAACGUUUUGAUCGCGCUCGAUUCAGCCCGAGAGGCUUCAAAAUUCAUCGAAAUAAUUAAUUUCCUUGCUCGGUUUGGUUUGGACGGAGAAAAGGCUCUCCUUCUUAACCGUAGCUGCUUUCGCGCGUGUGUGUGUGUACGUGCAAGCGUGCGUGUGUACCAGGAGCAGUAUAUGGUUGAGUGAGUGCGUAAAUUGUGCGUACCGUGUGCGUUUGUGGGUGGUGGGAAAAUGAAAGGCUUAUCCUACGCUUAGCAUUGCUUCGUUCCUUUGCGAAGUGGUGAAAUUUUGGAAAUCACGCCACCAUUUGCUUGCGAUACGUAGAAGCAUCUCGGUACCGUGCGUCUUCGAGGGUUCAGUCAACAGCAAGCACACGCCAGAUUCUUUCCAACGAGCAGCACCUAUCCGACCAAUCGGUUCUACUAAAGCGACGAAAAAUAACACUUCUCCAAGCUGGUCACACGGGGCUACGGACGGAGGAAUAAAACAAGAACGCUUAAAGGAUAAAAAUAGGAAAAAACGCUUUUCCUCUACCCAAUCAACGGUCCAGCUCGGGGAUAAAGCUAAAGCAACAAUACAAACACACACCCGGAAACGUCAGGAAUAAUCAGCAAACAUGGCGGCCACGAUGCGAACCGGUGGUCUUCACCACGCUUCGUCCCUGGGAAAUAUCGACACAUCAUCGCAGGCGAAGGUAAAUUUUGCGGCCCGCAGUUACGACUCCGAAGAUGAAAAUAUGGGCAGAAAGAAGGGCCGGCCAUUUGAGACGGGACCCUGCUCGAGGGCUCCCGUCUACUCCAAGGGAGACAUACGCGAACAGUACUGCCUGACGGAUCGACAGCUUAACUCAAUAGAACAGCCGAGGCGUGAGCGGUUUUUCGGCUGCUGGUCCGGUCGCAAUGCACCCCAAUCGUUCCUGGGCGUUUGUGUUGGGCGUCGGGCACCCUCCGACGAAAACCUCGCCGACUAUGCACCGAUGCAGCGUUACCCUAGGUACAUCAAUUCCGGUCCGAUAGCGAAAUCCAUCCUGCAGCAGUACGAUGACGACAUGGAAAGCUCGUACUUUCGCCGAAAACCGACCUCUUUUUUAUCGAACAGCGGAAAUACGGGUCCAACCGGAGGCGGAGGAGCAGGAGGAGGAGGAGGAGGUGGCGGUCCGGGAGGUGGAGGUGCGGGAUUAAUUAUAGGAAGCAGCGCAACACUGCCCGGUGCCGGUGACAGCAAGCGGUACGGUGGUUCCUGGUUGCCGGCCGAGGACGAAGCCGUACGGUUAGAGGGUCCAAGCCUUUAUCGAUGUCCGGCCCAUAAUGAUCUGCUACCGCCACCACCACCCCCACCGAACGUAGGCCUUAUCAAUGGCAUCCCGGGCGGACCACCAAGGACGAAGCACGUCAGCUUUGCCCGAUCCUACACGCUCACCUCAUUCGACGAGGCGAUGGGUAGCCGACCCCUGUCACGGCUGGCAGCGGCCCGUAGCCAAGAAAGACUGAUAGGCGGCAAGAAGCCCACGAUCACGCUGGCCCAGCACACGGCCACACCGUACGCUGGCGCACCGCUGCACUCGAUCCUCACGCAACCCACCGCCCAGCAACCGCUGCUGCCACAAGCCCUCCAAAAGCAACCCCUGUCCGUGCCGCAGAACCCGAGCCACAGUCAACCUCAGCAGCAGCAACCAGCGCAGCAGCAACAGCCACAGCAGCAACAACCGCAACAGCCUCAACAUGUGCUGAUACAGCAGCAACCAACUUCGCAUCUUCAUCAACACUUGCACCAGCAACAUUUGCAGCAUCUACAGCACCAGCAAGCGGCCAUUCUUGCUCAUCAGGUACACCUUCAGCAUCAACAUCAACAACAGCAGCAGCAGCACCAACAGCAGCAUCAACAACAUCAGCAACACCAGCAGCAGCAGCAACAAGUAGUAGCCCAGCAACUCGCCGCUCAACAACAGCAACAGCAGCUUCAACAUCAGCAGGAGAUGAUCGUGCUGGAGAAGGUGAAGCGUAGUGCGAUGAAAACGCAGGCAACGCAGACGGAAGUGUACUUGGGGAAAAAAGGUGCUGCACCACACAACCUAUCCCUGAGUCCCAGAACUAUUCAUCGGGUAAAAAUGGUUUCCCAAGGUGCCCAAACGAAUGGCGGACUCAAUGGAGGAGGCCGUAAGCUCACCAAAAGCCUAUCAGAAGCCGGCGAUCGAAUCCAGGAGAAUGGUAUCGAUCCAAACGUAAUUCAACCUACCGAUACGGGAACCAAUGCUAAUGUUAACUUCGAUCAUGAGCUGCUGCAUCGCACGCAAUCGGAAGAACCACCGAAAUCCCCAUUCACCAUCACGUCACCGCCCGCCUCACACGUAGGGCCACAUUUCGAGAUACCAUCGUCACGAACCUCCUCGCAGCUGAGCCAUUCCGAUGGGACGCACCUGACGCACUCGCGAAACCACUCGCAGGACAGUGCCACCUCCUACCGCUCGACCGAUGGCUCGCGGACGUCCUACGAGACGGCUUCCUACCCGUACGACGCGUACGACAGUAUUGUGUUGCCACGCCGGGCCAGCCAUGCGGCAGAACCUACCUUCCAGUUUCUGCGUAAACAGGAUCUGGAGCAAGUGCAUCAUCACCAUCAACAACAGCAGCAGCAACAACAGCAACAUCAACAGCAACAACAACACCAACAAACACCCCAUCAGUCCCAGUACACGCACGGGUACGAGAAUGGAUAUGUGCCGUUCGAGACGCACAGCUUGCCACGGCGAACCUGCAUCCACCACAAGCCGGAAGAGUUCCACACGCACACACUGCCCCGGCGGGACCAUGGCCAUGCGCACCACCAUCACGAGAUUGUUUACCGGGACCAGUCCCACCCGGCGCUACCCGCUCCCGAGCAUCUGAUCCUGUCCAACGGAAGUGUUAAUCAAGAUGUUCGAUCUUUUGACAGCACACCGUCGACAGCCCCGACGACCCUGAACCGGCGGAUGUCUGCCCACGCGAUAGUGCUUCCCCCCGAGAAGCAACAUUCGAGUGGGCUUCCACUCGUCCAAGGACUUCACCAGCAACAGCAACUGCAACAGCAGCACCAGCAACAGCAGCACCAACAACAGCAACAACGACGCGCAUCCUACGCAUUUGUCGCACCGGACACACACGCCCUAGCCAAACGGAACUCCAUUCCGCAUCAACAGAUCCAGAAGGUUCAGCCCAUUAUGCAGGCUCAGUUCACGACACCGGUCAAGCAGCAACCAUUUCAACCGCUGGUCAAACCACAACCGCCCAUCCUUCCUUCGCAUUACACCACCCAAACUGCACCCCCAUCCUGUCCGGUCACUCCACCCAACAUCCAACCGUUGGACAUGCAGGACGACACCAAGUCUUCCUCCGAGGGCAGCUGUUCGACGUGCGAGUCCGAGAGCGAGCAGGAGCUGGACGGUACCGGCGAAGAGCAGGAGAUUUUCAUCGACUUCAAACCACGUGUCUCGCCCGUCCCAUCGCCCGGUGCAGUCAAGAAGAAAAAGCUACAAAAGGCUCAGUCCGAAGGUGAGUUGGCACACGCCGAGCGCCGGAAAACUAGUACGGGAGAUGCCGAUGGAGGUAGCUCGACUGUUCCGACGGCAAGCGACGAUGAAGGAAGAUCUACGAUGAGAGAGCAGAGUGUACCGCAGCUACCGAAACCCGACUAUCGCGACGCAAGUGAAAGUUCCGUCCCCGAAGACGAACCCCAACAGGUGAUAUCGGAUCGACGAAAGGAAAGCUUCCGCAAACGGUCGGUUAGCUUGGAUCAACCGACGAGCUGUGAGCAGGAGGAAGAUGAUGAACUGCCCGAAGGAUCAGCAGCCGGCAGGCAUCAUGCUGCGGAAGAUGCGAGAUCUCACGGACACGGAGCUCAGAGAAUGUCUUCUAGGUCUAGGUCGAUGGGAGCGGCGAUAGGAUCGCGACACCUUUCGGCACCACCAUCACCACAGAAGGAAGAUCAUUCGGCUUCGACCGGUAAGCUACACCGGGAGGUUUCACCGUUCCAGUCGUCGGAUUCACUCGCGAACGAUGUCACGCGGGACACGUCGGAUGGCAAUUGGAACGAGUCACAGGCAACGAUUAUGACUACCAGCUUAACCGAUAACGGCAAGCUAACUCCAUCGUCUAGAAGGAAGAACCUGCUGCUGCAGCAUCAGCAACGCAGCUCCAUGGAUACGGAUGCGCUGGAUAUGGAAGAUAUCGCUGAUCAGCCAUUACCACCGUUGCCUGUAACCGUGGCCAGCACCGCACUGCAGUCAAACCUCGUCUCGACGCCCUGCACCCUUGCCUCGCAUCAACCGAACGGGACGGCCAUUCAACCGACCGGCAUUGUAAAGCCCACGACCCCAUCGAUCGCCGUCAUCCCGUCGCCGAGCAUGGAACGGGAGGAACGUGACCUGCAGUGGCAAAAGUCGGCCACCCUGCGCCGUCCUUCGCGGCCACUAUCGCCCACCAAGCGUGCGGCACGAAGCGAACAGCAGAAACAGCAAAAGUUGCAGAAAAUCGAACCUUUAAUCCAUCGAUCCUCUGACCCUACCGAUCGUACCGGUAAACCCGACUCAAGCCCAACAUCCUCCAUGGUUUCCGGAAGUGGGGGACCAACCACACCCCAACAGCCUCUUCCUUCCUCCACCAAACUACCCCACCAUCAUCCGAUGGCAGUCUCCACUCCGGUAGCGGCCCGGUUCACCAAAGGAUCCCCCGGAAACGGUGUCGAUCUGCUCAAGGAUCAUCCGGUCCUCUGCCAGGAGUCAGCAUCCGGUGGCGUUGGUGGUGGUGGUGGUGCUGGAUCGGAGGGCAGCACUACCGAGGACUACGUGACGUGCACCGACAACUCGAAGCGCGGUGCUUCGGGAGCUAAAGCCACCACACAGGACGGAUCAUCGUUUGAGAGUGCGUCCUCCAUCUACAGCCUGGCGCGGGUCGAUGCCGUGUGCGAAGAGACGCCACCCAUCGAGGAGAAAUCCGUCUCGCCACAGAUCCCACCGCCACCCAUUCCCAAGCCCUCCCCGACGCACUCCGUCAGCAGCAGUUCGAGCGAUAGUUUCAGCGUGAGCAAGAAGAGUUCACCGUCACGACCAGCCCUGCCGAAAGCGAUAGCCGGUAAGGUGAAAGCCACCAAGCCACAAUCCCUUUCGGACGAUGACCGGAGUGAAAAGCGGUACUCUUCUUCGCACGAUGAGAAGGAGGCGGUGCCCAAGGUUCCGUACUCUGGCUCAGCAACUGGAACUAUUGCUCGGAGCGCUCGGCGAGGUCGCGACUGGAACGAGGAGGAACGGCGCAGGAAAAAGAGCACGUUCAAGCUGGAGUUUGACAAGGAUUCGAUCAAAACCUACACCACACCGAUGCUUCGUCAGCCGAGUCCAGGGUUUAAGAAGCUUUCGCCGGAAGAUAAGAGUGCGCUUAAUGUGUUGGAUGGAGCGAGUCCUAGCAGCAAGCAGAAACGAUUCCGACAGAAGACUCGUAAGUCCCCACGGGCCCGUAGUGCGGUUCCGGAAGAGACAGCGGCGAUUGGAGCUGUUUCAACAACUGGAACUCUUCCGCGGCGUAGUAAGACACCUCUGGUACGAUCGCCCGAGAAGCCUACGGCUACGACGACAACGACUACAACGGCAGUGGUCCUGGCGACGCCCCAACCAACCAUCGUUACGCCCAGCACGAAGCUUAGUCCCUCGCAGUACUACUCACAGAUCCGAAGUCCACCCUCGGGUGGAUCUCCUCGCAAGCAGAAAAUUUCGCCCGAGAAGCGUCUGCAGGCGAUCUCCACCGAGUCACUCCGGUCGGUGUCACCAGGUUCGGAUUCCGUUUUCUACAGUGAAGCGGACGCAUUGUCUCACUGUGAGCAACAGGUCCACUGUUCGCACUGUGGCAAGGAAGUCGAGGUGGCAAACCUUCCAGGCGAAUCGGAAGAGUCCGUUCUGACGCUCGACUCUACGGAUAACGAUCGACCGGACAUUGUGCAACCACCGGAGGGGUUCGCUGAUUCGCCCGACUGCACCAAAACACCACACCACACCACCCGGCUCUACAAGAAGAUGGACAAACGAUUUCGCUCCGAAGAUCGACACGUUGAUCGGCGACACUUCAAGAGCCGGCAGGAGUACCGGGCCAAGAGCGAAGAACGUAGCAAGGAAGAGAUUGAACAGAACAAUCUACGCCCAGCCGGAUCAUCGCCCUGUGUAGCACCGGCCGGCCAAGCGUACAUCGACACCACAUCCGAACCGGAACAGGGCAUCUAUCAUGGGAACUACAAGGCUGGCCUUUGGAUCUGUAUUACCGACCGGGACGUCUGGCGACGACACGAGCUACCGGACGGGAGUUUCGAUCGCGCGAAAGAUGCCACACUGGAGCGCCGAGGUUCGACCGAUUCGGAGCGAGACUUUCGUAAGAAAUAUCAAGCCAUCACACAUCGGUUAGUGCACCGGAAGUCAUGCGUCGAGAUGUACCGACGUCAAAAUAGUAACAGUUUCGACACCGAUAAGACGGUGGUCGUAUGCAGAAAGUCUGGAGAGUUCGGGUUCCGUAUACACGGCUCGAAGCCGGUCGUCGUGUCCGCGAUCGAGCCGGACACACCGGCCGAAACGUCGGGCCUAGAGGUAGGUGAUAUUGUACUGUCGGUCAACGGUAUAUCGGUGAUCGACAAAAGUCACUCGGAGGUUGUGAAAAUUGCCCACGCUGGCAGCGAUACGCUCGAGUUGGAGGUUGCUCGUACGAUUGGAGUGCUAUCCCCAUUGGAAGAUGGUUCCUCGCAUCCCUCGAUCUACACCGGGUUCCUGUGGCGGUACUGUGCCAGCGGUGGGAAAUGGGUUCGGAGAUGGUUCUCCCUUCGUCCAGACCAUUGCCUUUACUACUAUAAAUCUGAUGCGGAUAAUCAACCGAUCGGAGCGAUCAUGCUUACAAACCACACGAUCGAGCGCAUCCCGCUAGAACCGAUCACUCGCCCGUACAGCUUUGCCAUAGACACGGAGGAAGGCACCAAGGUACAGUUGGCAGCCGAUUCUGAGGAGGCUGCUAGUCGAUGGAUCGCUAUCAUCAGUCAUGCUGCUCAGCAGUGUGAUCCUUGGCUGGAGAAUAGUGCACGAAACCUGCGACUUUCAGCCACGGGCAUCAGCAAACCGGACUGCAGUGGACCGCUGACCAAGCUGGGCAGCAAAUGGCGCUCCUGGACCAAACGAUACUGUGUGCUGAAGGAUGCCGUCCUGUACUUCUACCACGACGGCACUAGCAAGAGCGCUUUUGGAAUGGCCUGUUUACAAGGAUAUCGAGUGCAGCCUUCGUCGGCAGGCGGCAAGAAGUAUGCGUUCGAGAUAGUACCACCGGAGCUCAGUCUCAGACACUACUAUUUCCACACCGAAACCGAGAUGGAUAAGAAGCGCUGGGUAGCCGCACUGGAAUAUUCGAUAGACCGGUGGAUGCGGGCCGGCUGAAAUAACCUGAAACGCUACGAGCAGCUCGUAUAGUACACAGCGUUUGGCCUUACGUUUCGCCAAUCUCCGGUCGGGAGCAAUCCUUUCCGCCAUCGACAUCGGCACAUCACCACGGCCAACCUAACGGACGGUGGUCGAGCUGUUGUGGCAGCAUAAACAAAACACAACACACGCACACAAGCACAGGAACGGAGCAAAUCCCGGUAAUGGUUCGCCUUCGGGGUGAUUUCAGAAUAUGUGGACGAGCAGCAACAGCAGUACAUAUAAAACAACACAUCACAACAGCAGCCGGGGCUGGAACAACACACGUUCGCUCGCUCGCCAUGCCAUUCCGGCAUCGUAAAAUCGAGCCGUGAUUGCGGUGUGCCUACCUUGCAGGCGCAGUGAGACGCUACGCUCGUUGAUUGAAAGGCGCUGCCAACGGGCGUAUUUGCCCGGCACAUGCACACGUGGCGGACAUCGGUGGACGCAAAUAGCCAACGGUCACGCUUCAAUUACGCGAUCCUGCAGGCGACACUGGAUGCCAAACAAAUCAACCGUGCCAAAUUAUGAAAGCAGAGCAAAGCUGUUGCGAAGCGAAAAUACUCACUCACUCUCGCUCUCUCGCAGGUACGUUACUAUCCGGUGCUUUUGUCUGGUAGCGGUGUAAUAUCCAAAAGCCCUGCCUUUGGGUGUCAUUUUGAUGCUGUGAUUUUCACCCACCGCCCACCCGUGCGAGAUAUCUGGCCACAAAGAAUAUUUUGAUGCUAUGUAGCAGCUUUCCGAGCUUGUUGUUCACCAUGCGACGUCUGACCUUUUGUUAUUGACGUACCGUAUACAAUUUAUUCUACCGGUUGCCGUAAACAGUUGCUCGGCUCUAGACGCUUUCCAUUCUUGGGGGUUUUUGCGUUGGAAGUGUUAAACGCCACACAGCAACGGUGGCUUUUCGCCCGUGUGCGAGUACCACACACCAGCAAACGGUUUGGUUGGGAAAAAGUUGUUCUUAUAAAACGUCACGCCAGGCGUCGCAUUUACUCAGCUUAGCUUCUAUAGGGUUGUGCCAUUCCGGCCAUAAGAGCAGCUCACUUUUUCCGUGUUUCGAGAGGAGUUGGGACAAUUUGAUGAAAAUCUUUCCCAUUUCCAACGACAGAAGCGCUCGUGCCGCAGGUGUUGUCGGUUAAGGGUUUGACACCUUUGAUAAGGCUUUUCCACCAAAACUUCCGGGAUUUGCAGAAGACGGUUUAAAAUGUCACACAUAGCACAAACAUACACAAAUACAGAACCACUGAUAGCAAUAGGUGCGAAACGAGACCAAAUUUAACGAACUGUAUCGAAGAGAGCUCCCUGCAAGAGCUGGCGUAGCGUUGAUGUUUUGAUCGAGAACGAGAGGGAUUGGGAUCAGGUUUUUUUCCUUUCCUUGGGAUAGUAUUCUAACGGUGAAAAAGAAUAUAUAAUAGAUACUAUUAGCACACGGUCGGUAUAUAGCGUCAUAUUGAUGAAGAAGAAUGGGAUAUAUUUCGUGGACGUUAGCUGUAGUUGGCCGAAACAAAUGUACUUAUCGUUAAACACACAACCGAAAAUGAUAGCUUUAAGAGUAUGAUCAGCUGGAAAAAAAGCGCUGACCGUGUUUAGGCGUUAACCGACAGCGAAACCCCAAGCUGACUGGAUGUUUUAAGCGUUUUCAGCCUUAAGGAGAAACAAGUGCGCCCACAGGUAUGCAACGCGCAUCACAUCAAUGUUUUCCUUUUUUCAAAGGCCCCCGUUGACAUUUUCUCCUGUUCCUUUACCGAAAAGGGGACUUUGUCGGCCGAAACGGUUUAUGCUUGUCAAAAAUGAAAUAGAUAGUUUUGUUUUUGAAUCAUAUAAAUGUUAUCAUGAGUAGCAUUAUAGUGGGAAAGCGUCUUAAUAGUUGGAAGCUGUAAUAUAAUCUAAGCUCAACGCUCUUUGGGAAAGCAUCUGUACACGAGAGAAAAUAGUGUUUCAAUCUGUUUGUAAUCGAGCGUAAAACUUGCCGGAACGUUUCUAGCGAAGCCUAGAAAUAAAUUGUUUACCAUCAACGGAUUUAUGGAACAACAACGAAACAUGCCACAAGUUUCCUACCGUUGGACACACUAAGCUUUUUAUGGAAGGAAACAACGGGACAGGCAGCUGCUUCGACCCGCAACGGUAAACUUCCGCUUUAAAAAGUGGUCUUUUUGAAAACUUUCUCUGGAUCGCAAACCAAAACAAAAAAAGGAAGUGGAAAGGUCCCAGCACAAUAGUGCCAUUGUAAAGCCUUUAAGAAACACUGCUCGGUAGAAGAGUACAGCCGCUUGACGUCCCAAGUUUGUCGGUUCCCUAUCGGUGUACAACCCCCCCUCAACCUUUCCCGCAGUGGAAUUAGAUAGGAUAGAAAGGCUUAAGCAAGUACGCUUGUGUCACAACUGAUUGUUGUACCGAUAUUAUAGUACGAUAUUACACACAGACACACAACAGGAUAAAGAAAUCGCCCACUAGAGACCCUAUUUAGAACACUAGAGGCACCCCAAAACUGGUAAGAAAUCAGAAACAUUCGUAAAACUGUGAGCAAACUAGCCCGCAUCUAGAAAAUGAGAUUAAUGUUAGAGCUUUAAAAGUUUAUCCAACCGGACAGUGAGGUGAGCCCGGAUAAUUCCGCUCCAGAAACGUUGGCGGUUCUUGGACUGUUUACAUGCACAGAACACUAGCAGCAGUAGCAUUUAAUAGCCGUGGCAAGCCGUGGCAUCAGUACCGGUGGUAGAAACUUAAUAACAAAUGAUCGGUAGAGUAAAACCAUAUCAGUAUAUUUGUGGGCAGUAAAACACUUGAAACACACACAAGAACACACCCAACCAUCGAGUAACUAAUUAACGGAUAGUGAUAUGCGAAUGGCGGGGCGGAGACAUCAAAAGAGAACCAGCACAGAAGCCUAAAGCCGGAGUAUUUUGUGGUUGUCGGUUCAAUUCGAAACAUUGGUUUUCGAUUUCUUGUUAUUGUUUUAGAGACGAGAGGCAAACGAAUACUUUAUAGUGGAACGCAACCACUAUAGAGUCGUUGUAGUUUGGUUACAGGUUGGGUAGAUGUAUGUUGACUAGAUAAAAUGGUAGAUAAAAUCGGAAAAUAAUUAAACAAUGCAAAUCUUAAAGGUAAGCGAAUAAAUAUUUAACUAUAAAAAACAGAACGGUGGUAGUAAACAUUAACACACAAGACAAAGUAAAAACGAACUCCCAGUGCCAAAAAAGAAACAAACAACAGAACGAAACAAAUGAAGAUGCGACAGUCAGGUACACAAAAAAAGAGAGAGCGAUGGUAAUCAACCAUUUGCUAGUAUAAUUUACGAUAUUUUUCCCUACUUUACUUUUACUUUUCCUCAUCGUUUAUAUCAACCACUCCCCGUGUUUCCUAUCUCUUACUCACACGCGAGCUAAUUAUAAUGACCCAGAACUGAUAUCAAUACGGGUAUAGAGACGACGACGGAUGAACGAAUUCUUCGAAGACUUCUUCUCUUCUCGGGCAAACAUUGCUCUGCUCUGUUCUCUCCACCUUCCUGUGUGUGUGCGUGUGGCUGUCUUUUUAUAGCCUUGCCAUCGUGUCGUUUGAUAUCUCAUCGCCGUACCGUAAAAGUAAGCAAAAAGUAUCAUUGUCAACUUGUUUUAUCUACUUUCCUCUUGGUUUCCUCCCCUAUGCGCCUUGUUAUGAUAUUUGCAGUCACAAAGCGGGAAAGCGUAAAGAAGGAACAAUAUAUUCACACACACACACACACACACGCAUACCAUGAAAAACAAGGGUACACAAAGUACUCAACAAAACUUUACCUAAUACGACAAAUAAAAGCGAAAAGCAGAUAAACCAGCAUAUUCAAACGCACAGAUGAAAAAGCAAAGCUCAACAAGUGCUUCACAAGUCAAAAGCCGCUUAAACGGCAAACAAGAGUUUCUGAAGAGCAUAAAUAACAUUCUUUGAUUUUUCUGUUAAAUUUAUUGCUAUUCUGCAAAUUUACUUAAUUCAAUGUUUAUCCUUUCUUGCAAAUGUUAUAAAUUUCUUAUUCAGCCACUAUUAAGCUGUUAAUGCUGAUGAUAGAAUGCUACUUGAAUGUUUGAUCUCUCUUCAUUAUGAUCUGCGUACAGAAUCAGGUUGGUUUGAAUGAGUUUUCACACGCAGACCCCCCUCUCCCUCCCCCUUCUCCCAAGGUUUCGUUGCUUGCGUCCAAGCAAUUACCAUUCGCAUCAUGCCAAACAAAAAAAAAACCAAAACACCAUCAUCAAGAAAUCGAAAAACUUCGCACAAACACCUCGAAACACACAUGAUAGGUUUGUAAAGCAAACGAAACGAACAAACUACCAAAAUGCAAAACCAUACACCACGGUACACCCCUUCCCCGGUAAGCCUGGCCUGGUGUGACUGGCGGGAAUGUUAUUAAACAAAAAGUAUUUAAAAGAGAAACGUUUUUAUAAACGGAUAAAGACUAUAAGGAUGUAAAAGAAAAACAAAAGCAUAAGAAGGCCGCGUUAGCGGUUAACUGUAGACUAGCUCAUGAAACAAACCAAAUUUACGUCGAUAUUGUACGCGAGAUGUUGUCAGGUACUGUAGGGUAUAUUUUCACAAGAAAAUGAGUUUUUGUCUUAUCGGUGAGUUUUGUAACUUUGGUGGCGUACGAAACGAACCAGUGGCUCGUUUACUGCAUGGCUCUGCUGUAACGGAGACUGAGGGCAAACGUAAUUCAAAGUUUUAUUUGAAUUUUACCUUGCGUUCCACGGGGCGGCACCGUUUGCGUUGCAAGCGAGUUGGACAAAAAGCGAUUUACUUGCCCAGUAAAUGACAAUGUUGUGACCGAGCUAGGAAAAACUUGAGCAAAGCUCCAUUAUCGAGAGUUUUGAGCGAUGUGUAGUAGGGGUUUCCCCUGCCCCCCGCAAAAGAAUGGUUGGUAGAGUUAAGUUAAAUACGCAAACCCCCGGUUCGAAUUAUGCUCGAAGCACUGCCAUAGAAUCAACUAUCUACCAGCAGAAGACGACCAGCAGUGAGCGUUCCAGACCAGAGCCCCUUAGAUUCCAUGUCAACUGACGAAACUCGAACCCGGUGUUGAUUGGUGUUUGAGGGUGAGAAUUAGCUUUUGGAUUCUGUGUAAGUGUUUAGUGGAUCAAAUAGAGGAAACAAAGAACAAAAUUGCGUCUAACCCCUUUUAGGAACAACGGGGGAUAACUUGUUGGAAAACAUAUUUGCCAAAUACCAGUGUGUGCGACACACGAUGAACGUUUAGCAGCAAAGCGAGUAGAAACGUAUUUAGAGCGUUUCAUGCAACCAUUUUUGGAAAACGGGCGGGAAAACAAACCCAUGAUACAAAUUAAAGAUAUACAUACCGAUAUACAUACAAAACAGCAACCAAUUUCAACCGAAUGCAUAUUCAUCCCCACCACCACACAGCAGCCACAGAAGGAAGCUCCGAAGUGCUAAUAAGCUAAACAUUGUGCUAGUAAGUGUAAGCUAUCGGUGCAAAACAGACAAAAGAAAACACAAAAAACAGUAGACCAAAUUACCCAUCACCAGUUGUUUAAGAUGAAGACGAAUAAGACGCAGAGGCAAAGAAAUUAGUGCAAACGAAGCAAAAACACUAGAAAUGGAGAAAAUAGAAUGAACCAAAACCCAAUUUUUUCGAACAGUUGCCCAAUGAGAGGAAAAGCGAGGAAGGUGCAAAUGUUGAAGUAAUACACGAUACACUGUAAAACUUACAUUGGGUCAUACAUUAUCAGUGAAUAAAAAAAAAAGUGGAAAAGAACCCCUCUAUCGGAACGAUUCAGAAA
Molecule: messenger RNA, 14372 nt
Organism: Anopheles stephensi (Asian malaria mosquito)
Lineage: Eukaryota; Metazoa; Arthropoda; Insecta; Diptera; Culicidae
Exons: 22
Coding region: 1786-8598 (2270 amino acids)
Molecular function (GO): protein binding
Source: RefSeq, a predicted model, not a curated record